Messenger RNA from Oldenlandia corymbosa var. corymbosa, 1164 nucleotides. The record is from the annotation of a GenBank genome assembly. NCBI's taxonomy places the organism in Eukaryota, Viridiplantae, Streptophyta, Magnoliopsida, Gentianales, Rubiaceae.
AUGGAACACAUUGUAAAUAGUGGUUUUCCAUUGGUGAAAUUAAGUAGAUUAUUAGCCCUGAAGGGUAUGAGGAAGAGUUUCCGAGCUGUUUAUGGUUACUACUUUUACCCUUUGACAUCUGAAGACCUUAUCUUGUUUGCUUCGGACUUUGAUUUGUUUGAAAACACUAAUAUCAAUGGUGUGUCCUUGUGUAUCCUUGUGUGUUUGAUAACUGAGGUAAUAGUUUACUGGUUGAUGGAUUUGGCUAAUUGCUUCGUGGAUGGCAAUGCGGAUGCUGUUGAAUUUUGCCCCCACAAUUCAUUCCAGCAUGUGCUUGCAGCCUCCACGUACACGCUACAAGAGGGGGAUGAGCCUAAACGAACUGGAAGCAUCUCUCUUUUUAAUCUUGAUGCUGAUGUUGGUAAUCUUGACUUGGCCUAUAGAGCUGAGACUGCUGGGAUUUUUGAUAUAAAGUGGAACCCCGUUGUUGGUGAUACGAUACCUUUGCUUGCUCAAGCAGAUGCUGAUGGUUACUUGAGAAUUCAUAGGCUUGGAUGUUGUUUAAAUGGGUCUGAAACACCUGGGCAUUGUUUGGAAGAUGUUUGCGGUGAGCAUAUUAGUUCGUCCAUGUGUUUAUGUCUAGAUUGGGACCCUUCAGGCUCAUCUGUCACAGUGGGUCUUUCUGAUGGAUGCGUCUCGAUAGUUUCUUUACGUGAGUCGCAGUUAAGUGUUGUACAAGAAUGGAAAGCACAUAACUUUGAGGUCUGGGCUACCUCCUUUGACCACCACCAACCACAUCUUGUUUACUCGGGAUCUGAUGAUUGUAACUACGACGAGCAGCUGAGGGUGUGGGAUUUGAGAUCAAUGUUGAGGCCUGUGAACGAAACUUCAAUUGGUCUAGGGGGAGGAGUGUGGAGAAUCAAGCACCAUCCUUCGAUUCCAGGAGUUGUUUUGACUGCGUGUAUGCACAAUGGUUUUGCAGUGAUGAAAACGAAAGGUGGUGAGCCUGAGGUAAUUGAAAGGUAUGAAAAACACGGUUCACUUGCAUACGGUGCAGAUUGGCAUAGAGGGAAGUUUACCGGGGAAGGAAAAAUAGGAAAUAGGGCUGUUGUGGCUACUUGCUCAUUCUAUGACCGUCUCCUUCGUGUUUGGAUGCCUCAGUGUGACUUAACAUUAUUCGACUGA